Messenger RNA from Funneliformis caledonium, 122 nucleotides. Lineage: Eukaryota; Fungi; Glomeromycota; Glomeromycetes; Glomerales; Glomeraceae. The record is from the annotation of a GenBank genome assembly.
GUACUCUGGUAGAUGAAAAUAUAACUGUUGAAGAUUUUUUUACAACAUUUGCUAUUGAUACACUUGAACCAGAGUUGUGGAAUGUUAAUUUUGAAGCAUAUUUUUGGAAAAAUGAAAUUUAG